Molecule: messenger RNA, 402 nt
Organism: Prorocentrum cordatum
Lineage: Eukaryota; Dinophyceae; Prorocentrales; Prorocentraceae
Source: the annotation of a GenBank genome assembly
GGAGCCGGCGCCGAGCUGGCGGAGGCGCCGCCGUGGCUGGCUGCGCUCCCCGACUGGGAGCCCUCGGACGGCCUCGCGGAGGCGCGGCUGCAGGAGCCGCCCCGGGAGGAAGGGCCUCCGGGGCAGCGGGAGCUGCCCGUCGCCGUGCCUCGCGGCACGCCGCCAGCUGGGCCGGCGCAGGGGUGGCAGGAGGAGCUGGCGCUCGUGGACAGUUCGGGGGAGUGGCUGCGGGAGAUGCAGGAGACCUUCUGGGAGAUCUUCGGCGCCCAGAACACCACCGCGGCAGAGGAGGCCCAGCUGCUGCACUCCGCGGAGGUCCUAUGGGGCGACUGCGUUUCACACGGGCAGCGCGGCAGGUACCUGCAGCUGGUGGACCAGGGCUUCCAGGCAGCCCGGCGGUGA